This is a messenger RNA of Musa acuminata subsp. malaccensis (wild Malaysian banana), 791 nucleotides long. The record is from RefSeq and is a predicted model, not a curated record. Lineage: Eukaryota; Viridiplantae; Streptophyta; Magnoliopsida; Zingiberales; Musaceae.
AUGAACCCUGGAAACCCUGAAUUCCGUCCGACGCCUCUCUUGCGAUUCCCAUGGCGUCUACCUGCUUCCGUUCCCUAACACGCGCCUCCAGAUCCUUCGUUACCAAACCCAGAGUCACCACGCGGUCUCCCUCCUCCUCCUUCGUGGUCUCCGACGCUGGUGCCACCGCGCUUCCGUCAUCCGCCUCGGCGCGUCCUCCUACGGCUCGCCGCUUCCCAUCGUUCUCCAGGUCUCUUGCGGAAUUGCGAUGUUGCAGCGGAUCUCUGUUCCCGCUCCACAGUGCCGUGGCGGCAGCGAGGUUGACUUCUUGCUUGAGCUCGACAUCUCGGAGCUGUCGUUCUCUUUCACAGGGCACAUGACGAGGCAGUGCUUGAAAGGAACAAACUUGGGAUUUGCUGGGUCUGCAGAUUAAGCUUUAUACAACAUCCAGUACGGAAAUAUUAUUAACGCACAACAAAGCACAAACUACUAUUUUCUUAUCUAAUUUGGUGAUGAAAGAUUGCUUUUGUACCAGUUCCUUGUGAUUCAACAUUGUCAUGUUAAGAUGAUAAAGUUUAGAUGGUUCGAUUUAGAUUUAUAUAGAAAUGCAUUGGUAUCAUGUAGAAAAUGCUGUAUAGAUGAUAUAUAUGAUACGUCAUCACUAAUGUUUAGUGAAUCAUCUUGGCUACAUUAUGUUUGGCAAAUCAUCUUGACAUUCAUGGUUGUACCUUUCCGAUAUCUGGUGAGAUAAGUUGGUUGUCAUAAACUUGUAUAUAUAGUAACAUUGAGUUUUGCUGUUUAAGAUUGUUUCA